Messenger RNA from Coprinopsis cinerea okayama7#130, 1146 nucleotides. RefSeq lists its product as hypothetical. Bases 1 to 1146 code for a protein of 381 amino acids. The record is from RefSeq and is a predicted model, not a curated record. Lineage: Eukaryota; Fungi; Basidiomycota; Agaricomycetes; Agaricales; Psathyrellaceae. The transcript has 5 exons.
AUGUCUGGACAGCCCGUUAGCAUGGAGAUCGUCGAGCGGACGGCUUUCGUAUCCGCGUCUCUUCUCUACUCCAAACCUCUGAUUUCGUUAUUCAUAACCGGUAUGCAAGCCGUCCUAUGUAUCUACGGUCUCUCCUGUUUCAUCCAGACCUCUCCCGAGAAGAGGAAAGGCCGACUCCCUUACAUCCUUCUAAGUUUCGCCAUCCUGGCGCUCUCGGGGGCGUCUGUCGGGAUGGACCUAUCGCUGGUGUUUUGGGAUUUAUAUUAUUCAGGCCCGGGAAUGGACUACGUGAGGACUAGGCAGAUGCUACAUAACAUUGAGUUACGCAUUGCGAAUCUGGUGUUUACGUAUGGGUAUGUGGUGUUGGGGGAUGGUUUGUUGCUGUAUAGAUGUUACAUCAUCUGGACCGGCUUCCCCUGGAUACCCAUCGCUCCAACGCUAAUCUAUCUCGGAUUCAUAGGCCUCACAAUAGCCAACAUAACCCGACACGCCCUCCGAACAGCGCUCUCCUCCCAACCCCAAAUCCUCAUCUCCAUCCGCAUCGAAUUCGCCUACACAUUUCUCACCGCCGGGUUCAACAUCCUCACCACCUCCCUUAUCGCCUUCCGGCUCAUCCGCGCUCGCCGCUCCUUCGCCGAAGCCCUCCCAGGCCGCAACACCCGCGUGUACAGCACGGCUGCGCGGAUCCUCAUCGAGUCCGCGGUGCCUCUGGCGUUGUUGGGAUUUUGCGCUGCCGCUGCGGGUGUGGCGAACUGGGUACAUCUGAGUGUGGCGCGGAAGACGGGGAAUAAUCCGAAUUUGAACUUUGCCAUCGUUGUGGAGGCCUUCAAUUCCCUCUACUUCAGUUUUGCGAGGAUAACCGUGCAUGGUCCCUUUGAACAGGCUCUCUCCCCACAGAUGAUCAUAUUUAGGGUGACCACCGGCCGGUCCUUCACGCGCGAAGACAACGAAAAGAGGAAAUCUACACUGAACCCGGAGAGUCGACCAUUGUCGCAGCCUCUAGCCUUCAAUGUUGGACAGGAAAGCCAUGUUUCCAGUGAAUCGACUGGUAGGGUGUUAGUUGUUGAAAGCAUUAAACUUGGGGGUGCUCAGGAGAAGGAAGCUUGCGAAGAUGAAGAGAGAAUUAACGGGUCCAAUGGGGUUUGA